GUAAUGUCCGAUCGAGAGGGGGGGCUGAGGAUACCCUUGCUUUGUGCACUGAGAUUUAUGUGGUCAUUGUAGAUUAGAAUAACAACUACUACUACACGAAGAAGAAAAACAAACCAAGAACGAGGACAGGGACACGACAAGGACAACGAACGGGGACGGGCCAACCUGCCUCCCCGCCUGUUCGCUUGGAUACUCGAACAUCUAUAAAAACAGCACCCAGCAUCAGCACCUACACCAGCACCGUCCCUUCACACUUACCCAACCCAACCCAACCCAACAAACAAUACCAAAAUCAUGGCUGAAGUCCAGGGCCAGUGCGACCCGCGCUUCGAAAAGCUCAAGGCCGCGCUCGCCGCCAAGAUCGCCAGCGGUGACGAGCUGGGCGCCUCGAUAACGCUCAACAUCGGCGGCCAGACCGUCGUGGACAUGUGGGGGGGAUGGGCAGACGAGGCCAAGACGCGGCCGUGGGAGUCGGACACCAUCACCAACGUGUGGUCGUCGACCAAGACGAUCGCGACCUUUGCCUGCCUGGUGGCGCACGAGCGCGGCUUGCUCAGCGUCGACGACCCCGUGGUCAAGUACUGGCCCGAGUUCGGCGCGGCGGGCAAGGACAAGGUGCUCGUGCGCCACCUGAUGUCGCACACGGCCGGCGUGUCCGGGUGGCAGGACAAGGUGACCAACGCCGACGUGUGCGACGUGCCCGCCGCCACGGCGCGGCUGGCCCAGCAGGCGCCCUGGUGGGAGCCCGGCACGGCCAGCGGGUACCACGCCGUCACCAUGGGCCAUCUGCUGGGCGAGCUGAUCCGGCGCGCGACCGGCAAGCCCAUGAAGCAGUUCGUGGCCGACGAGAUCGCGGGGCCCCUGGGCGCCGACAUGCAGAUCGGCGCGCUGGAGAAGGACUGGCCGCGCAUCUCGCCCGUCAUCCCGCCGCCCCCGUUGCCCUUUGACUUCUCCAAGAUGGACCCAAACAGCCCGACCGUCAAGACCUUUGGCAACCCGCCCAUGGACGCCACCGUGGCCAUGACCCCCGUGUGGCGCCACGCCGACAUGUCCGCCGUCAACGGCCACACCAACGCCCGCGGCCUGAACCGCAUCCUCGCCGCCAUCCCCAACGGCGGCACCGUCGACGGCGUCAAGCUCCUCUCUCCCGAGACCAUCGAGCUCAUCUUCCGCGAGCAGGCCAACGGCACCGACCUGGUCAUCGGCAUGCCCAUCCGCUUCGGCAUCGGCUACGGCCUCGGUGGCGGGUGCACCGCUCAGACUGUGUCGUGGCUGCCCUCGGAGAAGAUGUGCUUCUGGGGCGGCUGGGGCGGCAGUUUGGAAGUCAUGGACUGUCACCGCAAUGUCACCUUCACCUAUGUGAUGAACAAGAUGGGCGAGGGCAUCAUGGGCAACGACCGCUCCAAGGAGUACACCGAGCUAGUGUGGAAGAUCCUAAACGAGGAGGCAUGAUAUGGAUGGGCAAGUCAGACCAAGGCUGGAGAGAGACGUCGCUGGCGGGCUGCAUAGCUGCUGUACCGAGAACCUUGCAAGGAACUAGUAUCAACUGAACAUCCCGCGGGCAAAGUGUUGAGUCGUCGUACUCGUGUCUGGUAAAUAUCUCCCCUCAUCUAGCCCAACUUCCAGAUAGGCCUGUAAACUCCAAUAGACAGGGCUCGUUGGCCGCUUUCUCCUCUCCAAUAAAUAGCAGUGCUGUGGCAGUGUAGUGUUGGGCGUUACUUCA
Messenger RNA from Cladophialophora immunda, 1723 nucleotides. RefSeq lists its product as uncharacterized. NCBI's taxonomy places the organism in Eukaryota, Fungi, Ascomycota, Eurotiomycetes, Chaetothyriales, Herpotrichiellaceae. The record is from RefSeq and is a predicted model, not a curated record. The coding region runs from base 295 to 1452 and encodes 385 amino acids. The transcript has a single exon.